Punctularia strigosozonata HHB-11173 SS5 is the source of this 2558-nucleotide messenger RNA. RefSeq lists its product as uncharacterized. The record is from RefSeq and is a predicted model, not a curated record. Bases 78 to 1763 code for a protein of 561 amino acids. The transcript has 8 exons. Lineage: Eukaryota; Fungi; Basidiomycota; Agaricomycetes; Corticiales; Punctulariaceae.
UAUUGCACCACUGCUGUGCUUCUACGUGGUUUGUGCAUUUUCGAGUGAUUGCUCCAGUUGCUUAAGGAUUUGGUGACAUGGGCCAGAAACGCAGCAGCCAUUGGUUGAAUAAGCCAACCAAGCGCGCCCGCAUUAGCAAUGAUCACGGUUCAUCCAAUAUGCAUUCAAAACCGGGGCCAGGGAAGAAUUCGAAGGGUAUUAUCAUGCUCAAAACUCCGAAAGGGCCCCGUGCGGUAACCGUCCUGCGUCCAGAGCUCCUAGACGGUUUCUAUGACUUCAUGGCAGCUAGACAUCAAGCCUUCGAACGACGGUAUGCUCAUGCGGACGGUUUCCCGCCAACGCCUCUAACGGACCCUGCGUCCGUCGACGAGUACGAGGUUCAACAGCUUGAGCCCUCCGAAUGGAGUGACGACAAGAUCCUACAGAAGUACAGCUUCGCCAACGUAUACCGCAUGCUGGACGCGGGCACGCAAUACUUGAUCACGAAUGUCAUAAAUGAAGGGCCGCAGGAUCUUGAAGAGACCUUCUUUCGUGUUCUCUUGUAUCGUUGCUUUAACAAGAUUGAUACCUGGGAGCUGCUGGUGGAUGGCCUCGGAGAAGACAAGCUCACGUACGCCUACUUUCAGACUCCGGCUGGCAUGGCCGCAUACGAAGGCAUUCUGAGGCGCGCCCGCGGUCGCCGACAGGCGCUAUAUACCGCGGCAUACAUCAUUCCAGCCCCGCCUCUAGGAAGGGCGCAGAAUAUGGAGAAUCAUCUGAGGAUGAUCCGCCUCAUGAUGGACACAGGCUUGCCUCACGAGUUGGCGAAGGUGAAACAUUUGCGAGACGCAUAUGAGAUCAUGCACCUAUACCCCAGCAUGGGACCAUUUCUCGCGUUUCAGCUUGCUCUAGAUCUGAACAUGACCCCGUACUUGAACUGGUCGGAGAACGAGUGGGCUCCGGAUGGGCCCGGUUCCAGGGCCUGUCUGCGAAAAAUCUUCGGAGACUCGUCCGCUGGUGUAGAAUCGCAUCUUAUGAUUCACCUGGCUUCCCCCGAAGUGCAGAGGGCGCAUUGGGAGCGCAUCGGUUACACACCGUCGCUCCAUCCCGCGCUGCCUCCGUUGCCCGCCAACGCCAAAGGCUGGACCAAGGGUGUGAACGGGGUCGGCAAGGGUCUUCACGCCGGCAUAAGCGUGGUCGACGUUGAGCACUCUCUGUGCGAGGCCGAGAAAUACUACCGGAUCCGCUAUCCUGAUGUCAAGGGCGCUAGGACGGAGGUCAAACCGUACAAGCCCAAAGGUUCCUCAAAGCCUGUAACAAGGGUGUUGCCACAUAAAUUUGCGUGGCUGGACGAAGCCGGGGGCCGACAGCGACAGCCUACGGCAUACAGCGUUUCAAGAAUUGAUCAGCUCGCAACCCCGGACGGCAGUGAUGUGUCGUAUUUUUCAGAUGAUGGAUACAUGAACGCCGAUGUCGGGCGCGAGAACAACGACUCGCUCCUGGAAGAGGGAACGGACUCUGAAUAUGACCCAGAUCAGGAGUGGGAUGUCAGCCAUAUCGUUGCAGAAAUGCCGUUCAAUCCACGCUCCCGUAAAGGCCAGAAGGAACUAGCGAAAGCGCAGGCAGGGGUGCAAUACCUUGUGCGCUACGUUGGCUAUGGACCCAAGGACGACUAUUGGAUCCCAGAGCACGAGUUGGAUGGCGCCCCAGACCUGAUCAAGACAUGGAAGAUGAGGAAAGUCAGAAUUCAGAGGAAGAUCAACGAGAUCAUGGCCUGGACGUAAGGCCGAAACAUGGCCUCGCGCAUCUCAGAGGUAAGCACUCAGCGCAUGUACAUAGUCUCCGAAAGCCUGGAUUGCUUGAGCAUACGUAGAUUUACCGAUACCCAUUUGGUUGUCAUGAUUGCAUAAUUGCUCGGUCCGGAUAAUUGCAGUGUUUAUGCGUGUCAUAAUUGCGUGGUGGUGCAUAUUGCACAUGCAAACAUGGGAGACGGAAGGAUACAGCAACAAUAAACGGUGACGAGAGAGAAAAGCUUAGUCGAACAGACCGAAGCCCAUGUCGUCGUCGGACUCCUCCUUCUCUUCCUCCUUCUCCUCCUCCUUCGCCUCCUCUGCAGGUGCGCCGCCAGCCGCAGCACCACCCGCGGCAGGUGCGCCAACGGCGGGGCCUCCACCGCCAGCGCCGACGUUGGAAAGGAGGUCCUUCACGUUCUUGCCCUCGAGGGCUUUUGCGAGGAGGGUUGCCCAGAUGGGCUCGACUUCCACCGACGCGGCUGUUGUUAACGCGGUGAUCUUGUCCGCGGUGAUUUCAAUGCCGUCAUCGGCGAGGAUGAGCGCGGCGUAGGUGGCGGCGAGCUCGACGUUGGCCUGAAGGAGGUAUCAGAUACGGUCCUGAACUGUCGGUUCGCAUGCGGGAGAGCUGAGGAAGCGAGAAGAGCGGGCGCGGGUCCAGCAAGAGACAAGUAACAUCAUCCAUCCCGCACAUCGUCCAUCCAUCCACUCCCAGUCUUAAAACCGGCCGAUCUCUUGCUCGAGCUUUCAAGACACCUACAGCACAGCGGCAGAAUGUCCAAAUAUCGG